Anopheles arabiensis is the source of this 2262-nucleotide messenger RNA. It is a transcript of the gene Rala, whose product is annotated as ras-related protein Ral-a. Gene Ontology annotation, cellular component: plasma membrane. The record is from RefSeq and is a predicted model, not a curated record. The coding region runs from base 179 to 784 and encodes 201 amino acids. Gene Ontology annotation, biological process: Ras protein signal transduction. The transcript is spliced from 4 exons. Gene Ontology annotation, molecular function: GDP binding; GTPase activity; GTP binding. Lineage: Eukaryota; Metazoa; Arthropoda; Insecta; Diptera; Culicidae.
UUCGCGUUCAGGCGCUUCGUCAUACGUCAAACGAGCGUUUGUCAGGCAGGGGGCUGCUGGCUUGUUAAAUUGUUUUGGAAACUUUCCAAACUUUUCCUUCUCUUCCCGAAAAGUGCAGUGCAGCAGUGCACAGAGUGUUUGGUGGCGCUAGAGCUCCCGUGUCCCCCCGUGUGGAACGAUGUCGAAGAAACCUACGACGGGCCCGGCCCUGCAUAAGGUCAUCAUGGUGGGCAGCGGCGGUGUAGGCAAAUCCGCCCUAACGCUACAGUUCAUGUACGACGAGUUCGUGGAGGACUACGAACCGACCAAAGCGGACAGCUACCGUAAAAAGGUGGUGCUGGACGGCGAAGAGGUCCAAAUCGAUAUUCUCGAUACGGCGGGCCAGGAAGACUAUGCGGCCAUCCGGGACAACUACUUCCGCAGCGGCGAAGGCUUCCUGUGUGUGUUCUCCAUCACGGAAGACGACAGCUUUCAGGCGACUCAGGAAUUCCGGGAACAAAUACUGCGCGUGAAGAACGAUGAAAACAUACCGUUCCUGCUGGUCGGCAAUAAAUGCGAUUUGAACGAUAAACGGAAGGUGCCACUGGCGGAAUGUCAGUCCCGCGCCCAGCAGUGGGGUGUGCCAUACGUCGAAACAUCGGCUAAAACACGCGAAAAUGUGGACAAGGUGUUCUUUGACCUGAUGCGGCAGAUCCGCUCGCGAAAGACGGAAGAUUCCAAGACAACGAACGGUCGCGUUAAAGACAAAUCGAAGCGACGAAAAAUCAAAUGUAUGCCAUUAUAGAGCCGAAACAGCGUCAUCCAGUCUACCAUCAGGACCCCGUACGGAGGAAGCUCACCGGCGCGGUUACUAGGCUACUAGGCGCCAGGCGGGGGAAGGCACACACUCAGACACACAUAAACAAAACCCCUCGACGGCCGUGGACACUGCACCAAACAAAUCACAAACAAAAACCAGUGGGCAAAUACUCACCCAUGCGUUCUCUUCAGGAAUCAUAAAACAGUGACAAGCGGUCGAAGAAAGCUUUUUAAAGCAUAAUACUACUCUCGCGAAUCAAGCGCGACCACUCUCACACAUACACGCAACACAUCGCUAUUUAGUAACAUAAUUACUUUAAGGGAAAAGUAAAAACAAAGCCGAUAAGUUCCAACCGACACGAUGAACCCCGUGCGGAAAGGAUAGUUCGAACGAGCACGAAAUGUCUGCAUCUCCUCCCUGCAGCAAGGGAGGUUUACUCCUGGGGGCUACAGUGCAAUGCGAACCGGAAGUGGAACCCGGAAGCCAGAUGGUUCCUGUAAUUGGUGCGCGCUUACGUCUCUAUCCCUACGCGGUUCUACUAAGCUUAGUGAUUGAAUGUAACGCUCUUCUGCUACUCUUUCUCGUGGUGUAGUAGUAGGGGCGCGGUUCAAAACCAUCAUGGUAUUGAUGUAUUUGUUUUGUGUUGUUUUUAAACUCUGCUCACUCACCACCACACCACGCUUUGGUAUCUUCAGUGUGUAGUGGCGUAAUGUUAAGGCAAGGCUCCCCCUGGGAAAGCAAGCAGCGAUGGCAGCAGCUGAGGAACGAAUGUCUAACCUUUACACUGAUUUCUGUGCAUUUCCUGCUCAUUCUAUUCAUAAUCCAUAAAGUAAAACACAAAAAGUGAAGCAAAUUAUGCAAAAAAACACCUCCUCAGCGGUGAUGCGCUUUCUUCACGCGUUCGAAUGCAACAUUUCGCAAUUAGGAGAGUCCAUUUCCAUUUCGCCCGCCAAUCACACGGUGUACAUUCCACCCAUCUCUCUCUCCUCUCUCUGUCCAUCCAAUCUAUCACCGGUCAUACUCUGACCUCCGCUUUCCUGUAGCUGCCGACAUUGUAUUAGCCUCAUGCUCAUCCAUUGCUUAUACAAAAAAUGGGACAAAAAGCGAACCUCAAAACGCGAAAUUGAAAUGCACAGUUCAAUUGAACCGUGUUUCUUUUUCUCCUCUCUCUUAUUUAAGCCUCAAAAUAAAAUAGUGUGCGCAACAUUUACGAUUCACGAUUCUGUGCGAGCGCACACACACUCACACACAUGUCUCACAUGUUUCUGUUGUUAACAUAACUAUAAUUAUUAAUAAUAAUUAAUAAACAAACAAACGAACAAACAAACAAACAAACAAGCAACAUGCAACUUAUCAGGGACGGUUUUACUACUGUAAAGUAAUGAUAAUAGGCUUAUGUGGUUUGCUUUUGUUUUUUUAAUAAGAAGAAAAUGCAAUGCUUUAGUAAUAUUAUAUGUUUUAAA